AUGUUUGCGAAAGAUCCAGAGGCGGCUUCGCGCCGACAUUACCAAAUCCAUAACACUAUUAAGAGGUGGAAGACUUGCGAUGCGAGAGUUGACCUUUCACCGCCGCCGGAAUUUACCGAUCUUCAAACUACAUUUCAGAAUAUACUGUUCGAACGCAAAGUGAAACCCUUGGACAUCCCCGGAUAUGUUAAGAUGCUCCAGAACGCAGAAGAACGACGGGCAGCUACUGCUUGUGCAGAUAUAUUCGAGAAGAUGGAUAAAGAGCUCUUUUUCGGAUUGUGUCAAGACCUUGGCCCUCGCCUUUGCCAAAAGUGGUUCAACGAAUUGCAAGUCAUCAAUCAACUCCCAGAAGACACCACGCCGUCAAAUAAUGACACCCAAUUGAGUUCUGAACAGACCGCCGACGGUCUCCAUUGUAUUAGAGAGUCUCCUGCACCACAAUAUGGAGAAAAGGAACCGUGGAAGACAUUCACUCAUACAUUUGUCUGCAAUCCUUCGACUGCUGAAGAUGAAUCUUCCCAGGUAGCACAGCUCAUCAGUUCUCAACCAGACGAGAUUGAAUAUACUGAUGAAUUGGACUGUGAACCACGUACGUCGCGUGUCCACCCCCACACAAAAGGACAAGAAGACGGCACUCAACGAUCAAACAAGCGUCGUUGCAUGCGAAAACCCCGAGACACGCAAGUUGAACCUGAUGAUCAGUAUUCUUCCGACCAAUCAAACGACACAGCGCCAUUCACCGACGACGAUUCAGAAGCGUGCACCGAGUUCUGUGGCGACAAGAAUAUCGAGAACGACUUCCAUGGGGUUAGCAAAGACCAGGUACAUCAAUCCACCUAGCAAACUUCAUAUCGGCUCUUCGAAUUUGCAAAUUGUCACUCUUUUAUCGAAGGAUUCAACCUUGGUCACUCUUUUUUUCUUCUCUUUCUUUUCA
Molecule: messenger RNA, 934 nt
Organism: Fusarium oxysporum Fo47
Lineage: Eukaryota; Fungi; Ascomycota; Sordariomycetes; Hypocreales; Nectriaceae
Exons: 1
Coding region: 1-840 (279 amino acids)
Source: RefSeq, a predicted model, not a curated record